Salvelinus fontinalis (brook trout) is the source of this 4713-nucleotide messenger RNA. RefSeq names its product zinc finger protein 711-like. The record is from RefSeq and is a predicted model, not a curated record. Gene Ontology annotation, molecular function: DNA-binding transcription factor activity, RNA polymerase II-specific; RNA polymerase II transcription regulatory region sequence-specific DNA binding; metal ion binding. Gene Ontology annotation, biological process: regulation of transcription by RNA polymerase II. Gene Ontology annotation, cellular component: nucleus. NCBI's taxonomy places the organism in Eukaryota, Metazoa, Chordata, Actinopteri, Salmoniformes, Salmonidae. The transcript is spliced from 9 exons. The coding region runs from base 1674 to 3953 and encodes 759 amino acids.
AAUGCAAUAUGACAACGGGGCCUUGUCACGAAGGCCUACGGGCCUCCACCCCAGUCGAAAAAAGCAACAAUGGUGGCUAGCUAGCCAAGCUAAUUAUCGGCAUAGCUAGCUCGGAAAUAUAUCGUGACUUUUGCAAGCCGAUGUUCAUUUGUGUUUUCUUUCAGUGCACACUUUUUAAAGUAUAUACACAGUUGUGGGUUUACUGCGUUUAUUUUACAAAUAAUAUUGUAGACAAUCGCUGGGAAUGCUAUUGCUAACUAGUUAGCUCGUUCAUUUAGCACAGAACAGAAAAACAUUUGCAGAGAGUCAGUAUUGCACACUUGUUGGAGUCCUGAAAAAAAAUCAUAGAUUCGAUAUAUGCUUAAAUAUCAUUUAGCAUAUUAUUCAUGCGUAUUCAUUAUUUUUGCUACAUUCACCUGCGCGCUCGAGCUAUACGUCAUUGUUGGCGGGGUUAUGUGCCCACAAUGUAAACAGAACCCGCCAUAUUUAUUGCGUCUGGGCGCUCUCUCUGCUGCCUGUCAGUGGGUUGUAAACUAGACGGAGUACAGCUACGACCGGAAGUGACUUUUCGUGGCAGGCUAGGAGAACAUUUUAGGUAACCCUUUCCUAACCUUAACAUCAUUAUCCUAACUUGCUACGAAAAAGUCACUUCCGGUUAUAACGGUAUUCCACCCAGGUAGGAUAAUUUACGCGGCUGUGACUAGAUGCAGUACAGCUACAACCGGAAGGGACUUUUCCUAGCAGGUUAGGAGAGCAUUGUAGCUAACCCUUUUCCUAACAUAAACCUUAUUCUCCUAACCUGACACGUUAAUUAUACUAACCUGCUGCGAAAAAGUCACUUCCAGUUGUAACUAUAUAACACCUAGUCAAAAUUAACUUACUCAGCAGGUUAUGAAAAUGAACAUAGAGGUUAGGAGAAUUAGGUUAAGGUUAAGAAAAAUAGUUAGGGUGGCGUGGAAAUACUUACACAGGGACACUUGAAGUCAAUCUUAAAUUAAUCAUUGUUUAUUUGUCAGCGUGCUGGACAGGUUCCAACAAACUUAAUGCACCAUAGUGAAUGUCUGUCAGAAGCUCUCCCUGGGCAGCCCCAGCAGUUGUCUUAUAUACAGUUAUACACAGACAAGUUAUAUUUGCAUGAUUUGCGUCAUUACCAUUUCAUUCAUGUGACCGACCAAUACUGGUUCAUAACAUGUGACAGACCAUUACCUCACAAGGCUUCUUCUCUAAGCUGAGACCUGGAAACUGAGAUCUCUUUCUCAAAACAAUGUCUGGGUGUACUGCCAAAUUGCAGAUACUGAUAAGUGAGGAUUUGUUAAAUCAGUCACUUGUAUGAACACAGAAAUUGGUUAUUAGAACAACACAUGAAUAGACCACAGAUAUUAUCAGAAAAGCACAAACAUUAAAAUUCCCAUUACAAGGGUUAGCUAAAAUGUUCUCCUAACCUGCUUCGAAAUAUUAACUUCCGUUCGUAGCUGUACUCCAUGUAGUCACAACCUAGUCAGUGGGCAAGACUGUGUCAAAGCACUGUAACUACAGUGGUUACAAAGUGGCAUUGAUUCAUUACUGUCACCCACAACAAAGUUCAAAUUCUGUGUCUUCUCCCUUGCUGAUGACAACAACAAAAAAGCAUAACACUUCACUGAUGGUUUGAGAGCAGACAGGAUACAAAUAGAAUGGACCGUGGUGGAGGGGUCCUGAACUUUCAGAUGCAGAACUCAAAGAUGCAACACACAAUGAUAAUGCAGGAUUUUGUGGCAGGUAUGGGUGGCAUGGCGCACAUCGAUGGUGACCACAUUGUGGUGUCUGUGCCAGAGGCGGUGCUGGUGUCAGAUGUGGUGACUGAUGAGGAGGGCAUCACAUUUGAGCAUGACCUGGGCUCAGAAGUUGUAGAGGGGCCAGACAUCUGCUGCAGUGAUGACCCUGACGGCAUGAUCAUGACUGAGUCGGUCCUGGGGGCUGAGGUGGCCAUCGAUGAGGUGCUGGACUCAGACCACCAUCAACAUGUGCUGGCAGCAGAGCUCAUAGAGGAAUCUGACAGUGUUCCUGACCGGGUGUUUGAGAUGGUCACGGAGGAGAUCAUGGUCUCUAACUGCAACUCAGAGACAUAUGUGGAGGAGAUGGAAGACUCUGCAGUCACCAUCGAGGAGCAGGACGAUGAGGAUGGGGGGAGUGUCUCUGAGGACUACCUGGUGAUCUCCUUGGAUGAUGUUGAGGAGAAGUUGGACAUGGAGGACACGCCCCUGAAGAUGGGUUCUGAGGUGAUGCCUGAGGAGGAUGGCUCCAAAGAGGGCGACUACGACUCUGAGUGCAUCAAAGUCUACAUCUUCAAGGCAGAGGCUGAUGAUGAUGUUGACAUAGGUGGCACAGAGAUUGUAGCUGAGAGUGACUUCCACAACGGUCGCGCAGUGCUGGAGACUGGGGGCAUUGGCAAGCUGUCUCGAGAGAAGAUGGUCUACAUGGCAGUGAAAGACCCUUCCCAGGAGGAUUCAGAGAUCAACUGUGCUGAGAUGGCAAAUGAGGUGUACAUGGAGGUGAUAGUGGGAGAGGAGGAUGCCCCUGCCAUUCAGGACUCACUGGAAGACUCCAGCCACAAUAAGAACUUUGGCACCAUAGCCUGGGCUGCAGCUUAUGGUAACAGUCUGGACUCCAGGCUGGAGAACAAGAACAACACAGGUACACAUUACCUGAAGAUCAGCGACAGCCUGAGUACAAGUAGAGCUCUUAAACAGAAUAUCAAGAAAAAGAAGAAGGGAGAGACACGUCAGUGUCAGACAGCUGUGAUCAUUGGUCCAGAUGGCCAACCUCUGACUGUGUACCCCUGUCACAUCUGCGGGAAAAAGUUCAGAUCACGAGGCUUCCUGAAGAUCCACAUGAAGAACCACCCGGACCACAUGUUCAAGAAGAAGUACCAGUGCACAGAUUGUGACUUUACCACCAACAAGAAGGUCAACUUCCAUAACCACCUGGAGGGCCACAAGCUCAUAGUGAAGAGUGACAGGGUACCAGAGUUCACUGAGUUCACGCGGCGUUACUGUGUGGAGAGCCCCCUCAGCUCCAACAAGCUUAUCCUGCGUGACCAGGAACCCAAGCUGCACCACUGUAAGUAUUGUGACUAUGAGACAGCCGAGCAGGGUCUGCUCAACCGCCACCUGCUGGCCGUGCACAGCAAGAGCUUUGCCCACGUAUGUGUGGAGUGUGCUAAGGGUUUCCGCCAUCCCUCAGAGCUCAAGAAACACAUGAGGACACACACAGGUGAGAAGCCUUACCACUGCCAGCACUGUGAGUUCCGCUGUGCCGACCAGUCCAACCUGAAGACCCACAUAAAGAGUAAGCACGGCGCUGAGCUGCCCUUCAAGUGUGGCCACUGCCCCCAGGCCUUCCCUGACGAGCGGGAGCUGCAGAGGCACAUGGAGAUCUUCCAGGGCCACAAGACGCACCAGUGUCCGCACUGCGAGCACAAGAGCACCAACUCCAGUGACCUGAAGCGCCACAUUAUCUCUGUGCACACCAAAGACUUCCCUCACAAGUGUGAUGUGUGUGAGAAGGGCUUCCACCGGCCCUCGGAGCUCAAAAAACAUGCAGAGACUCACAAAGGUGCCAGGCUGCACCAGUGCCGCCACUGUGACUUCAAGACGCCGGACCCGUUCAUACUCAGCCGCCACAUCCUGUCCGUCCACACCAAAGACUUGCCAUUCAAGUGUAAGCGCUGUCGACGGGGCUUCAGGCAUCAGCUGGAACUGAAGAAGCACAUGAAGACCCACAGUGGACGGAAAGUGUACCAGUGCCAGUACUGUGAGUACAGCUCCUCGGACGCUUCCGGUUUCAAACGGCACGUCAUAUCCAUCCACACCAAGGACUAUCCCCACCGUUGUGACUACUGCACUAAAGGCUUCCGUAGGCCCUCUGAAAAGAGCCAGCACAUUGCGCGGCAUCACAAGGACAUUUUAAUGUAGAGUUCUACUUCACACACCCUUUCCCAUAUUCAGAACAAUCCUAUUCUCACUCACUAUAGAGCAGGGAAAUACAAUGGUUUCAAUGUGGUAAAGAAUGACAAUUGUCACAUUUUCUUACAACUUUAUUAGUUAUUUAUUAACCUUGUCCUCACAUCACCAUUAGUACUCAAACCUAGGAUGCUAUUCAAACAAACCUCAAGUCAGGCAAGUCCUGAAUCAGAACAUUGCUGAAAGCACAUGUUUGUGCCUGGAUUGUUUGAAUAGCACAACACUUGUUAUAUGCAGUAUCAGUGCUAAGAUCAUUUGAUUUGAACUAAUGUCAUGUUUGAUUGACUGCUGACUAUUCUCAUUUUGACCUUGGGAUAACUGUUCUCUGACAAGUCAUUGUAUGGUUUUUAGUACUGUUUCUGCUAGCAAUAAACUGUGAAAAUAAUGCAUUUUAAAGACCCAGUUAUAAUUGCAAAUAUAAACAGUCAUCUGUGUCAGUUUUCUCUGUAUUCAAAGGGAUGGAAAGGGGAUGUGGACGACUCUGCUUUGUAUUCGUAUGUGUCCAUUAUGCAUUGAAAUAAUCGCUUCUCAGACAAUCGGGGGUUUUCAUUUUUUCCCCACUAGUAAAAUCAUCUUGCUCAGAGCCAACAACAUCAUGUUCACUAUCAGGAAUGUCUCUCAUGCAUCAGACAAAAUCAGUGUUAUCUAUUCUCAUGUCUCAACUGAAAUUUUAGGAGCUCCUUUAGUAAAUAAAGACAUCUGAUAAAUUGUU